Marchantia polymorpha subsp. ruderalis is the source of this 2099-nucleotide messenger RNA. Lineage: Eukaryota; Viridiplantae; Streptophyta; Marchantiopsida; Marchantiales; Marchantiaceae. The record is from the annotation of a GenBank genome assembly.
GGAAAGUUACCGAUGACCCAUGAAGACUGAUGUUCAACGAAUAAUGAAACAAAUCACAAUAUUUUUCCACCAUUCUAUAUCAACAUGGUAAAUUUAAAUUCCGACACGUAUGCAGCAGCCGAGGUGUCCUGCGAAAGAUGAGGGGAGCCCAUCGUAACCACAGUCUUGAAAACUUCAACUCUGCCCUUCGUUGGAAUAUGAUCAAAUUAGUUGUGCGCUAAUUCGAGUGAAACUGUCAUAAGGUUAUGGGUAUGGGGAUGAAAUACGAACGAGAAGAGGAAGCGAGGCUGGGAACGAGGUAGAAACGGCCCAGCGCAAAUUGACACCGAAGGAGCUUCAUCGACUGUGCUCCCAAAUGUGAUGUUACGAUUCGAUGGUUUUUAUGGAAGAAUGAGCACCCAUGGAGUUUAGGUGCCGUCGCAGUGCGCGCAAUCUGUAAUUCAUUCGUCGUCUGGAGAUAUGGUGCAUCUCCUGCGCUCUGUUUUCCAUGGCUCCUCUCCGACUUUGUGCCCGUGCCGGAAGACGAGCUUCUUAGACUCGCAUUCUCGAGGUCAAAGUGUCAGAUCCUUCGUCGUAUGCGCUUCCUCGGCAACCUCGAAAGCAGCUGAGGAUUAUGAGGCAUAUCAAAAUCAGUUUAGUGAGGACGACAGACGAGAAUCCGGGGGCGUGAAAUUUGAAGGUGUUGUUGAAAGGAGCGGGUCGAAGAGUCGUCUCGACCAGUGGUUAUCGAAGCAAUUACCUCGCGUGAGCCGAGCCCGUGUACAGAGCAGCAUUCGUCAUGGUCUCGCUCUUGUCAAUGGCCAGCCUGCAAACAAGGUGUCAUUUUCGUUAAAAGGAGGAGAUACUGUGGAGUGCAAGCUCAUAGGACCAACACCUUCUGAAGCAGAACCUGAGGAUAUAGCUCUGGACAUAGCGUUCGAGGAUGAGCAUGUUAUAGUCAUCAACAAGCCGGCUCACAUGGUUGUUCACCCAGCUCCUGGCCAUUCGAAAGGAACGUUGGUAAAUGCAUUGCUUCAUCACUGCGGCCUUCCGGCUAUGCAGCUGGUCACGGGAUCCUCAGGGUCUCAAAAAGGGCUCUUGGGUGUUCAAGAUAGUGAGGAAGAAGAUGAGUUGCCAGAGGAUGACGAAGCUGUGGAUCCUGGAACCUUACAUAAGGUGGAGUGGAGUGGACCAGCACCUAUUAUAAGGCCGGGUAUCGUCCAUAGACUGGAUAAAGGGACGAGCGGACUCUUGGUUGUUGCUAAGGAUGAUUACACACAUGAGCACUUAUGUAACCAGUUCAAAGCUCGAACAGUGAGGAGGUCGUACCUUAGUCUGACCUGUGGAUCUCCUCCACCAGGCAUUGGUCGUGUCGACGUACCCAUAGGACGGGAUCCCCGAGACAGGAAGCGCAUGGCUGCAUUCCCUUUUGCAUCCCCGAAUAUGCGCACGCGCCCCGCCGCUAGUAGGUAAAUAUCGUGUUUUGGAGGUCUUAGCACAAGGUGGGUCCUCAUUGCUGGAGUGGAGAUUAGAAACUGGACGUACUCAUCAGAUAAGAGUCCACGCGCAGCAUCUCGGGUACCCAUUGCUGGGGGAUGAAGCAUAUGGUGGCACAAAAGGUGCAGCUGAGGCUAAGCUCCUACCCAAAUUUCCAUCCGUAAAACAUGGACCGCUGCGUCAUAUGGUAGCUCAAAUUGACAGACCUUGCCUGCACGCACAAACUCUUGGAUUCCUGCACCCUUGGACAGGAGAAGAACUAAAUUUCAUGUGCCCUCCGCCAGAAGACUUUGCAACCAUUUUGCAACUCCUUCGCCUGUAUGGAACAAGCAAGGUCUAAUUUCGAUCUCGGCUGGUGGUCAAACGUUUUAAGCCCGACUUGGUGUACGCAAGUCUCUAAUCCUGUAGACUUGGGAGUGACGGACGUAAACGCCAAGAAGCUGAACCUCCUAGUUGAGUCUUUGAAGGUGAAGUAGAAUAUGAGGAAGACUGGUAGUGAUAGACAAGUAAACAAAUAUUUUUAAUGUAAUGAAGAAAUCUCCUUCAGGAAUUUGAUACUCAAUAAAUGCAGACCAUCUUCUUGAAGCGUAGGUGCAACAGAGCAUCUAUCUUCCACGAUGCGG